AUGAGAUAUGUCUUCUUACAACUGGCCGCUUCGCUGGUCAGAUCAAAAAGCGUCGAUUUCCACAAAAGACCGUCAGGGCGACGAUUAUGGUUGACUCGAUCCGUCAGUCAUGCGGGCCUCAUCAUGCCCGACGGUCCUGGAAGCAGGCCAUGUUAUCGUCGACCGAAUGCGUCCAACGUGACUAAACACACCGCCUGCUCCGCCGCUUCAACCGCCGCGUCAGUUGUAUCCGAGCCACCGAAGGCGCCUCUUGUCUCCUCUUCUUCUGCCUCCCCAGCCUCCUCCUCCUUCAACCAGUCUGACUCUGCUCGUCUCUCGACUUCCACUCAUCCCAGUCCCUUCCAGACCGCCGACGUCUGCUCCAGCGACAGUCCAGCUCUUCGUUUUGCCUCGAUUGACCGGUCUUCAUUCGGCCCAACCACCAGACCCGCCUACAGUGCAUACAUGCACACUCCAGACUGGCUUACAGCCAAUCCCCUUGACAACAUUUCCAUCUCCUCUCUGCCUCUCAGACAGACCUCGAUUGCCUCACCAACCGACCCACCGAGAGGCCGACAUCAAAGUCUGACGGACCGCUGGUCGAACUCAAGUCCACUGCCUCUUUUGCCCUCCGACAGGACUGGAUCGGCCAAACCACCACUGCCGGAACGCGGUUAUGGCUCCAGCGAAGUAGAGCUGGUUGAACGG
Molecule: messenger RNA, 687 nt
Organism: Protopolystoma xenopodis
Lineage: Eukaryota; Metazoa; Platyhelminthes; Monogenea; Polystomatidea; Polystomatidae
Source: the annotation of a GenBank genome assembly